AUGCCAAGAAAGGCCAAAGAUGUAGCAGGAGCUCUCGGAGUCCUCUCCUUUCGUAGCACCGACGUGUUGUGUUUCCUGUUUUUUCCCCUCAAUGGCUUUGGCGAGCAAGGGUGGGCAGCGUAUGCUGUCGCACUUGCGCCCCUCUCCGACCCGGUGGGUUGGAACGCGUGGCUGCCGCCUCGGCCACAGUUCUUGGGGGCCGCUGUCAGCACCGGCAAGGACGGCACCGGCAUUGGCACCACCACCUUCAUCGACCGUCAACAUCAAGACAGCCGCCGCCUGCUUCUCCACACACCCGCCAGCAAGAUCCGCCGAGGACCCGAUCCUGCAAGCCAAGAUGCUGCAAAUCAGAUCUCGACUGGUUCCCACAGCGAAUCAGGCUGCGAACCGAUCCUCCUGUCGUUGCAACAAGAGCUGACCUUCAACCUAGAUCAACCACAAUCAAGCUCAAAGUCAGAACCUACCACUCCUAGAGCCCAAGAUGGCGGCGAUAGUCUUCCCAAGAAGAUGCUCGAGUCCGCCGCGACGUCGUUCGCCUCCAUUCUCGUCCUUGCUGUCGGCUUCGCAGUGGCAGGCUAUGCUUACCACAAGACGUACAAGCGCAUUGUCCUGAAGAAGAUGACCCGCGCCUUCACGCCUGGUGACCCCGUUCUUGAGCUGGCCGCUAUUGGGAAGGAAGUGCCGCAAACCUCCGCCGAGGCCGAUGAUCGGUGGGUGCAGCGGCCAGAGCAGGCACGCGUCGAUAGAAUUAUCGACGGGUCAGAGGCUGGGCACUAUUUUUUGCUCAUGGGCGAGAAGGGGACCGGCAAGAGCAGCAUGCUGAUCGAGGCCAUGCGUAAAAUCGACGGCGAAGGCGUGGCCAUGUUUGAGGCCCACGCAGACUUGGAAAUUGUGCGCAUACGCCUCGGCAAGGCCCUCGACUUUGAGUUCCAUGAGGACUACAUUGGCGGUUACUUCAGCGAACGCGGUCCUCGCGACACGACGGCUCUGUUGGAUAUCGAACGUGCCCUCAACAAGCUUGAAAAAGUUGCUCUGGUCAACCGUGAAACGCGAAAGAAGCCCCUGGUUGUCAUCAUCAACCAGAUGCACCUGAUCCGCGACGAUGACGAUGGCAAGGACUUGAUCGAACUUCUUCAGCAACGUGCCGAACAGUGGGCGGCGUCCAACCUCGUGACGAUGGUCUUCAACACGGAUGACUACUGGGUAUACGAGCGAUUCAAGCAACUGGCUACGCGUAUGGAGAUCAUGUCGGUGCGCGACCUGCCCAAACGCCAAGCCAUCGCAGCUCUCGCAAAGUACCGCAUGAAAUACUUUAACGAGAAAUUGAGCCCAACGAGACUUGAGGAGGUAUAUGACCUCGUGGGCGGCCGCCUCUCGUUCUUGAACCGCGUUGCUAAAAGCAGAGAUAUGAUUGCUACGUGCAAAUCCAUCUGUGAGGUCGAGAAAACAUGGUUCCUCAACCAGUGCUGGAUUCUCGGCGCGGAGAUGGACGACGAUGUGAUGGACCAGCAGAAGUGGGCUGCCGGCGCUAUGGUUCUCGCUCAAGCCCUCGUAGAUGAGGAAGAAGACAUGGAGCUGUAUGACGACGAAAAGGGUCACGUACUGCCCAGGUUCCCGAUGCACAAGGCGCAGCAAAUCAUGACGCGUGCCGACUUCAUACGUGACAUGGACCGGCUCAACCUGUUUAGUAUCGCCGCCAAUGCUGAGGUCCGCGCCUCAUCUGUACCGAUGCACCGCGCGUUCCAAGAGAUCUGCGCCGAGAAGGGCUUCCGGGAUCAUCUGGAGGCUACGAUCCAGCGUAUCGGUGACAUUGAGUCCCUUGGCCGCACGCGCGAGCUUGUCGCCAAGGACCUUGUCCUCGGUGGCAAGUACCAGAUUGCUCGUGACGGCAAGAACGGUGUUACCGUCAAGCUUGUUGAGGGUGAAGAUUGA
Molecule: messenger RNA, 1932 nt
Organism: Colletotrichum abscissum
Lineage: Eukaryota; Fungi; Ascomycota; Sordariomycetes; Glomerellales; Glomerellaceae
Exons: 5
Coding region: 1-1932 (643 amino acids)
Source: RefSeq, a predicted model, not a curated record